CAGGCAACAGCUGACAGGUAGUUAAGAUGGUUGAGCAAGCUGCGCAGGAUUAUGCUAAGAUCAUAAAAAGCAUUGAUUUGGAAAAGGAGAUAAGUCCAAUAUGCACGAACAUUGACGAUAUGCUGACGCGACUGGAUGAGUUUGAAGCCGUGCUGGGUUCAGUGCGUGCAGAGACAAAUAGCAUGAUUGGAAAUCAUGUGUGCGGCAUACUCAGUUUCAGCAAUCAUUUUAAUGAACUACGGGAACGCGUAGACAAAUUGGAGCACUUUGUAAACAUUGUCAAGGAUAAUCUUGAUGAAGUAGAAAGUUCGGUGGAUAUUGCAGAGCAGGAGCUUAAUGUUACAGACUACAGUCUCAGAGGCUUGAUUCUUAAACCACUGAAGGCCAAAUUGACAGCACCGGAUGCACUUGGCACUGAAGUUAAAAGUAACUUGAUCGACGGCGAGUUUAAAGCCGUGCCCAUCUUCAAAUCAGAUGACUACUUUGGCAAGUUGGAAACAAGUAGUGCAAAUAACACCAGCUAACAUUGGCCAUAUAAAUAUUUAG
Drosophila busckii is the source of this 546-nucleotide messenger RNA. RefSeq names its product biogenesis of lysosome-related organelles complex 1 subunit 4 (gene Blos4). The coding region runs from base 27 to 524 and encodes 165 amino acids. The record is from RefSeq and is a predicted model, not a curated record. Gene Ontology annotation, cellular component: BLOC-1 complex. NCBI's taxonomy places the organism in Eukaryota, Metazoa, Arthropoda, Insecta, Diptera, Drosophilidae. The transcript is spliced from 3 exons.